CUUGCCAAUAAUAGACAAAUUAGAUAAAAAAAUUAGAACAUCUUUUUUUUAAGCCCAUUUUACUAUAAAAAGACCUGGUUUUUCAAUUAUUUUGAUAGGGAAGGAAUCACCAUCAUGAGCAAAAAAAAUAAAAAAAACGAGGGGAAACAAAAUGAAAAAAAUGAUAAUUUUUCCAAACUUAUUAAAGAACUUCUUAAAAAAAUUGCCGAAUUGAAAAGUACUGUGGAUACUAUAAAGGAACAAAAUGCCGAAUUGAAUAGUACUGUGGAUACUAUAAAGGAACAAAAUGCCGAAUUGAAUAGUACUGUGGAUACUAUAAAGGAACAAAAUGCCAUUAUCUUAAAGAGUAUUAAAAUAAAAAACAAUGAAAAAAAAGAGAAAAGUACAAAUACAAAUAUAAAUAAGAAAAAAAGACAAGCAAAAAGUAGAAAAGAAAGUAAAGAACCUAUAGUACUUUCAAUCGAACAACAAUCUAUUGUUGAUCUAUUAAAUAAUAAUAAGAUUGCUCAUAAUGCAGAAGUAUUAAUCUCGAAAUACCCGGGAUAUUUACAAAAUUUACAAAGUCAUGAACAACCAUUGGAUCCUAAUACAAAAACUAAAGGAUUGAAUGGUUAUAUGCUCUUCCGAUUAUUUUGUCAAAAAGAAAUAAGAGCUUUCCUCGAAGUAGAGAAACUAGUUAACGAAUCACAAGUCGCCAGUAGUUACAUUCAUAAAGUAUGGUACGAAAUUUAUACCCAACAUAAUAGAAAUUUGUUUUUUGCCUUGGAAAAACCAAGAAGAAACGAAGAAAUUAAUUUUGCCGUCCAAAUUUCUAAUAAUACAACGACUAUAGAACCAAUUGUUGUUGAUAGUGAUGACGAUGAAAAAAUAGAAAAUAGUCAUGAAUUGGGUUCCACAAACGAAUCACAAGACAACGAAACUAGUUCAAAAAGACGAUGUGAUGAAAAUGAAGAAACUCUAGGUCCUCUUCCUUCUCCAAAACGUUCUAAAAAGUCAAUUAAUAAUACUAAUAAACAAAAUCAAAAUACAAAAGAUGAUUCUUCAUCUUACACUGAAGUUAAUGAAAGUAAUCUUUCUGAAAACAUAACAAAUGAAGAUGAUGCAGUUGGAGAACCCAUAGACCUAAGUAAUGUUGUAAAAAAUCUACUCAUUUCUGACUGUCCUAAAAAUGUAUCUCCAGAUAUUGAUUAA
Messenger RNA from Rhizophagus irregularis DAOM 181602=DAOM 197198, 1191 nucleotides. The record is from RefSeq and is a predicted model, not a curated record. NCBI's taxonomy places the organism in Eukaryota, Fungi, Glomeromycota, Glomeromycetes, Glomerales, Glomeraceae.